AUGGCUUCCUCCAGCGGGAGCGGGAGCGGGUGCUCGGGCUCUCUCUCGGCGGCGACGGCGGCCCUGGCCGCGGCGGCGGGCACAGAGGAGGAGCUGCGCGCGCUCAUGGAGCAGCGCCGCGCCAAGCGGAUGCUGUCCAACCGCGAGUCCGCGCGCCGGUCGCGGAUGCGCAAGCAGCGCCACCUCGACGAGCUCACCGCGCAGGCCGCGCACCUGCGCUGCGAGAACGCGCACGUCGCCACCGCGCUCGGCCUCACCACGCAGGGCCUCCUCGCCGUCGACGCCGAGAACGCCGUCCUCCGCACCCAGGCCGCCGAGCUCGCCGCGCGCCUCGGCUCCCUCAACGACAUCCUCGCCUGCAUGAACACCAACGCCGCCGCGGCCGCUUCUUCCUCCGACCCCUACCUCGCCUUCGACGGCGCCACCGCCUUGGACGACCUCCUCAGAUCCUGCCCCGAGAAUAUGUACCAGCUCUGCUAG
Miscanthus lutarioriparius is the source of this 480-nucleotide messenger RNA. The record is from the annotation of a GenBank genome assembly. NCBI's taxonomy places the organism in Eukaryota, Viridiplantae, Streptophyta, Magnoliopsida, Poales, Poaceae.